AUGGGGUCCGCAAGCGAUAGCGAAGAGGAAGUCGACGCAAAAACAAUCUUGGCAAUCCGCACCAGCGCUAAACGUCGCCACACCCGUCAAGCAAACCACCUCAAGACGUUGGUCGACGGAGGAGGAACGGCAGAUGACGUGAACGUAGCUUUAGCGGUACUCGAAGAAGCUUACAGCGAGGUGGUGCGAGUGAAUGCCAAAUACAAGCAAGCAGAUAAGGGCAAGGAGAAAGACGCUAUUGAAUGGGAAGCUGAAAUCAACACCUUUUAUAUGGGAUGUAGAAAGGCAGCGGAAGAAUAUUCGAAUAAGGAGAAGGAGAAGUUGGACGCGGCCCCUAAAGCAAAAAAGAGAAGACUAGAAUUGGAGUUUGAGCGAGAGCAAGCGAAGCUCGAUGAGCAACGUAAACUGGAGGACAUUCGACAACAGAGUCAACGAGAACAAGAGGACCUCACACUACAGAUCGAAUACCAGCGUCAAUUGGAGGGCCUAAAAUCGCCGGGAAAAUCGAGUUUCAAGCCAAGGUUUACUUCCUCCAUAAAUGACUCGGAUGACGAGAAAAGACCAAGAGGACCAUGGCCAAAAAUAUCCAUUACACCCUUCAACGGAGAUUCCCGAACAUGGCCUGAUUUCGAACUCUCAUUCGGCGCUCUCAUCAACAACACCCGAAUGCCAGAAGAUAUGAAGCUACUAGCCCUUCGUGAAAAUUUAGAACCGGACGUCCGAAGGAGAGUAGCCAAUUUAUUUGUUGCCUCGGCUAAUUACCAGACGUCGUGGAAGGCCCUAACUGAUCGAUAUGGUAAUCGCCAAGCCAUCAUGCAUGCCCACGUCCAAGAAUUAUUAGCUCUUCAGCCAUUCUCGUCGGGAGAUCUAAAAUCACUGGUCAACAUGGCGGCCUUAGUGAAAGAUGCAGUAACUAGUGUGAAUCAAGAAGAAGGCCAAUCAUACUCCAACAUCGUGAGCCAAUUGAUUAGAGUCCUGCCAAGCGAGCUUCAAAGAGAGUGGGGAAGGUUCGCCUACCCACUACGACCAAGAGUGCCAGGCCUUGCCGAUUUUGACAAAUGGAUAGAAGGUAUUGUAGGAGCAGAAGAAUUUUUGGGCGCAUCAGCAUCGCGCACCACGCAAAAAUCGCCGCAACCCCCAGCCAAGAUGGUAAAAUUUGGCCCGACGGUGAGAAUGGCGACUAUUCAAAAUCCAACAAAUGAAGACAACACUUGCACGGUGUGCCACGCCAAUCCAGGGCAUCCUCUAGCAUUCUGCCAGACGUUCAUCGACUUCUCACCCACCCAAAGAGCGGAAGCAGUCGCGAAAGGAAAGCAUUGUUUUAGAUGCCUUGGACGGAAACACUUCUCAUCCGCAUGCAAAAAGUCGACAAAAUGCACCGUAACGGACUGCUCCCAGUUUCAUCACCCGCUCCUUCAUGGAUCGGGACGAGUUUUCCCGCGUCGGUCAGGUAACGCAGUAGCCCUUAUCGAGCGGUUGUAUAUAAAUUUUCCAGUUUUGGUCGCAAUCGUUCCGAUAUGGGUCAUCGUUCAUAAUGGCGCGUUUCGUACCUUGGGGAUGUUAGAUCCAGGAAGUGAAAUAACUCUGAUGCGAAAAGACUUUGCUGAGAAUAUUGGAGUGUCAGGACACCCCGACGCCCUCCAUCCGGGAUCGUGCCUUGACUCGCAACUCAUCCAGACGCAGUUAAUAAAAUUUGAUAUUUCGUCAAUCGAUAAAAGAAACAAAUUCCAUGUGGAAGAAGCUAUCGUGGUGCCGUCAAUUAAAGGGUCAGAUAGGAGGAUCAACUGGCCAAAGGAGAAGCUUAGGUGGGACCAUCUCGCUGACUUAGAUUUACCAGAGAUAUAUUCAGGCAAGGUCGACGUGUUGAUUGGGCAGGACGUGGAGGAUGCGCACCGCCAACUUGCCACCAGAAAGUCUCCAAACAGGAAAGAACCGACAGGUAAACUCACGCCAUUCGGAUGGACUGUAAUCGGUAGGAUACCUGCUUCCAUUUUAAAGGGGCCCAGUAAGAAGAAUUUAUCCUGCCACUCAACCGGAGUAGAAAAUCCAAGCGACGCAGACUUGGUUACAGUAGUGCAAAAUUUCUACGCCACCGAAACGUUUGGAACAUCGACAGCGCCGCUAAAGAUGUCAGUAGAAGAUACCAUGGCUUUCGAGAUGCUGGCUUCAUCCAUAAGAAAUGUGGGCUCGCGAUUCGAACUUGGCCUACCGUGGAAAAUUCCAAGAAAGGAACUUCCCAACAAUCGAACAGGUGCGCUACAACGCUUUAUGUCAGUGGAAAAACGACUGUUAAAAGACCCGAAAAUAGCUGAACGAUAUAUGACCGCGAUCGAGAAAUAUGUGUUUGAUGGCCACGCCCGGUUAUUAGCAACAUCAGAGCUGGGAGGCGCCAAAGGAAGAGUGUGGUACUUACCCCACCACUACGUCAUCAACCUGAAUAAGCCGAACAAGAUAAGGGUAGUGUUCGACGGAGCAGCAAAAUUCCAAGAUACGUCGUUAAAUGAUCACUUACUACGUGGACCAGUGCUAUUGGCGAGCUUAGUGGGCAUCCUAAUCCGAUCGCGAGAGGCACCGGUGGCGGUGGCAGGUGAUAUCAAGGCCAUGUACAACCAAGUAAGAGUUCACCCAGACGACCAGUCAGCACAACGUUUCCUUUGGCGGCGCCCAGGGAGUGGUGAGGAGCCAAAAGUGUUUCAGAUGUUAGUGCAAGUAUUUGGGCUCGUGUCAUCACCCACAUCAUGUUUAUACGCGCUGCAGUACGCAGCCGAGGCCUACGAAAAAUACCCCGAGGUGACGGACAUCGUUAAAACCAGUUUUUAUGUCGACAAUUUUAUCGACUCAUUCGAGACUGAAGACCAGCCAUCGAAACAGUUAAGCGCAUCACAGAAACGCUCAAGGCCGGAGGUUUUAGAUUGA
Daphnia pulicaria is the source of this 2916-nucleotide messenger RNA. RefSeq lists its product as uncharacterized. NCBI's taxonomy places the organism in Eukaryota, Metazoa, Arthropoda, Branchiopoda, Diplostraca, Daphniidae. The record is from RefSeq and is a predicted model, not a curated record. Bases 1 to 2916 code for a protein of 971 amino acids. The transcript has a single exon.